This is a messenger RNA of Necator americanus (New World hookworm), 423 nucleotides long. RefSeq lists its product as uncharacterized. The coding region runs from base 1 to 423 and encodes 140 amino acids. The record is from RefSeq and is a predicted model, not a curated record. The transcript is spliced from 2 exons. Lineage: Eukaryota; Metazoa; Nematoda; Chromadorea; Rhabditida; Ancylostomatidae.
AUGGUUCUGAUCACUGUCUCCUUCGUGCGAAAAUAUGAUAAGGCAGCACGAUGGAAGAAAAACAUUUGCUACCGGCAACGAAGGAGAAAGGAAAUUGUCUACGACGAUACUGCACUACUUGCGUACUUGAGUACUCUUCAUCCUGAGGAAGGGCACAUCGAGGAUCUAAAAGUGGACCACCAUCUGCAGCUUAGAGGAAUCCGAACCUGUGCUGAACGUGCCUCGAAGCCGCGUGUGACAAACUUUGAUCAGAUUUCGAAGACCACCACGACCACGGAAUUGUUGGAAAGAAGGACUUUGAGGUUUGAUACGAACGCAUCGCACAUUGAACGAAGGAAAGGAUCACAGACUAGUGGAAGACUUCGCGAACCGUUGUUAUCCAUGAGAAAAGUGACUGAGAAGACCUUUGAAACUAUUGUCUGA